This is a messenger RNA of Aspergillus versicolor CBS 583.65, 1695 nucleotides long. RefSeq names its product CCDC47 family protein. Gene Ontology annotation, cellular component: endoplasmic reticulum. The coding region runs from base 140 to 1438 and encodes 432 amino acids. Gene Ontology annotation, molecular function: calcium ion binding. The transcript is spliced from 3 exons. NCBI's taxonomy places the organism in Eukaryota, Fungi, Ascomycota, Eurotiomycetes, Eurotiales, Aspergillaceae. The record is from RefSeq and is a predicted model, not a curated record. Gene Ontology annotation, biological process: endoplasmic reticulum calcium ion homeostasis.
CUUAACUUGCCUUCCCCAUCGCCCCGGGUUUCCUCUCGCUUCUCUCCUUUCCCCAGGCCACGUUCGCAGUUCCGCCCUUCUCGACUGCUUUCCGCCCGGGCCUACUUCUACUCUCCCUCUCGCUUUUCCUCCCCUCGCAAUGGCGGGAGUUCUCAAGAACGUUUUUGGCGGCGCCCAGCCGUCCAGCUCCGUCACACUAGAGGAUGGUGAUUUCGCCGACUUUGUCAAGGCCCCUGAAGCUCCCAUCGUCGGCUCUCCGUCGGCACCAUUUGGCCAGAAUGGCGCUCAACCCGUCGUGUACACGAAAUGGUAUCGGGUGUGGGAGCGCACAUCCCCAAAGGACUUCAUGCAAGAAGCAAUGGUUCUACCGAUUAUCAUCUUAAUUGUUCUGUUCCAUUUCUGGGGCACCCGUAAAAAUCGACGACGAGCGACGGAAUGGGCCAAGGCCCAUGCUUCCCCUCUCCGAGACGAGUUUGCGGUGGUUGGAUUUGAUGGCAUCCAGAAAUCGGACGACUCCGUGUCUGUGGAAUUGACCAACCCCGAGUCUAUUCUGAAGGAGAACUCUGCCCAGGAAUUUUCUGCCUACGCGACCGGUCGUCAGAACGUCGCAUUUCUUGAUGUUGCUAUUAAGAUGCCUAAGCGCGCCAACCCAGUUACCUACUGGAUGGACCAGGCAUUUUCAUUCUUCUUUGAAAGCUGGCCUGCACCCGAAGAGAUCUUCGAGGCUACUGCAUACACUUUCGAUGGCAAAGAGAAGGACUUGGUUCCAGUUCCGGGCAAGGAUACCUCUGGUCUCAAGGUCAACAACUCGGCUUAUGAUGGCUUUAUCUUCGCGAUUGUCCACAAGAGCCACAUGCGUAACUUCCGGAAUGACAGAUACGACGCUUCGAUGACCUUUACUAAGGACAAUGCGAAAUUGCCCCAGUGGGUGACUAUUAUGACCGAAAACGCCGAGAUUACCGAAACUCUUCUCACCCCGGAGCUCAUCGAGGCCGUGGAGAAGGCGGGCAACAGCUUUAAGUACCUUAUUGUCACCGAUCAGCCAAUCGACAAGCCUACCAAGAUCGAGGAAACUGCCCCACGCAAGCGCAUCCAGCUCGUCGCAUCUCUUGCCUCUUCUGCUUCCGGUUACGCUUCUACCCUGCCGCUAUUUACCCAGUUCCUACGGUUGCCCGACAGACUUGUGAACCUUGGCCACUUCCGGCCCGAGGUUAUGCGCAAGAUCCGGAACGUCCGUGAGGAGGAGAUCAAGAAGCUGCGCCGCCUGGAUGAGCAGGAGAAGGCCGAAGAGCGCAAGUUGAUGGCUGAGAAGCUGAAGAAGGAAGAGAGGGAGCGGACUCUCCGCGGUAUGAAUGCCGACGAGCAGCGGAAGUUCCUUGACCGUGAACAGCAGAAGGAGCAAAAACGUUCCAUGAAGAGGUAUUCCAAGCGUGGAUAGAUCGUUCUCCGAGGAACAACAAAGCAGCGAGAUGGACUGAAACGAGGAAAAGUACUCUCGAAUUAUAAUGCUGUUUAUACCUUCAUGUACAAUGUAUUGAUAUGCUAUUUUGAGGGAAGGAAGAAGAUUGAGCGGAGGAGUGCGAGUGCAGUUUUAUGGCUGACUGAGCCAACAAGCGUUUUUACUAUAAUUCAGAUCUCAUCUGCCCAGUAGAUAUAAUCUAUAUUAUGUUCAAAAUACAUAACUGUAAUAUUCGC